GUGUUGUGACAGACAGUGGGACACGCCAAGAACCCAACCGAAAACCUCUGCCCGGCGCCCCGGCUUCGCGCAGCUCGUACACUACGCACGGCUGGUGGAGCACGAGAGGCUCUUUAACGCGUCAUGCCUCUCCGGCUCUCCCUUGCAGUUGCGCCCAGACAGAAGCCGGGCACGCCGCCCCUCUCCCCCCGCUCGCAAUCCUUUCCUUUUCUGGGCCUGCUCCGGGAGCCAGAUCCGGAUGGACCAGCCCCCGGCGAGGCGCCGGGACCGCCGACGGAGGCGGCGGCGGCGUGGGGGUGGGGGGAACGCGGCGGACGUGGUGGCCGUGGAGGGGGGAAGCGCAGCGGUCACAACGACAGCCCCGGUGACUGCGCCCGGCGCCGCCACGCCGGCUAGGCGCAGGAACCGGCGGCGGCCUCGCAGGCGGCGUGAUCGGAGUAGUGCUGGCGCGGCCGCGGCGGACGAGGCGGCGGCGGAGGAGGAGAAGGCGGAAGCCCCCGUUUCAGGUUCUGCAACGCAAGCAAGUUGCCAUGUGGAAACAGUGGCAGCACAUUUGGGCGAUAGUGUGCUGCAGACUACAACCGAGUCGAUAAUGAACUCAAAUAAAACAAGAAAGAGAGAUUUUCAGGCUGGAAAUAAGGUGCUAAAAGUUUCUGCUGCGGAUGGUGCUGCCUGCUCUUGUCUUGCCCGCCAUGAACAUUCUGUUGGACAAAUUGAAGCCUCAAGGAGCAAGUUAUAUAAGAGAUCUGAUGUAAGAUUCCCAAUUGAUAAUUGCACUGCACAAGGAUCUGAUUAUUACAAUAAGGACUCAAACUUUCCAGAGCUGAAGAGUACCGACUUGUCAGGGAACCUGGACGAAGUAUACCAGAAAAGAAUAUGUACUGGCUGUAGCUCUUUGCAGAAGUCAGAAGAAUAUAAGGAAAAUGAAAAUGGAGCUUCUAUCAACUCCAGCAGUUUAGAGAAAAAGAAGAGGAGAAAAAGAGGCGGAAAAAGGCACAAUCGUCGCAAAAGAUCUACUUCACAGGAUUCUCUAUUGCCAACCGCUGCUGAUAAUUCUGGUUUGAUGGCAGUCGUUUCUGAGAACACUACUUCAUGUCUUGAACCCAAGGAACAAAGGGAGAAUCAAAAUCAGAACAAAGUAGCCAUGACUAACUUAGUUCCACUGGAUAAUGCAGAGAGAUCAGAAGCGUAUGGUGUAAAUUUGAACCGUGCCACUGAAAAGAGGUGUGAACUGGGAACUAGUAAUUUGGACAGCACCUUUGAAAAGAGGAGUGAACUGGGAAAGAGUAGUUUGGACUACACAAAUAUGGAGAGAAAUGGUCUGCAAGAGCAAGAUGUACUAUGUUCAUCAAACGAUCACAAUGCUAACUAUCUGAGCACUUCCCAUUUUGCUGAGGCAUAUAUGGAAAAGCUCAAUCUUUUCUUUUCACCAGGACGGUCCUUAGGGUUUCCGAAGAAAAAGCUUCUCAUCUUAGAUCUUAAUGGUUUACUUGCGGAUAUCAAUGAUGACUACCACAAUGCUCACAUGGCUGAUGCCAAGGUUCGAGGAAAAUUAGUUUUCCGAAGGCCUUACUGUGAUGAUUUUCUCAACUUCUGCGCCCUGAAUUUCGAGCUAGGUGUAUGGUCUUCAAGAAAAAAAGAAAAUGUCGCUUCGGUUGUUAAUAUCGUUAUGAGAGAUUUCAAACCACGCCUGCUAUUUUGUUGGGACAUGUCUAAAUGCACAUUUACUGGACAUAAAACACUGGAGAACAUGCACAAACCAUUAGUUCUGAAGGAACUGAGGAAAUUGUGGAAUAAGGAAGAACCUGAUCUUCCAUGGGAAGAGGGAGACUAUUCAGCUUCAAAUACAUUACUUGUGGAUGAUUCUCCUUACAAAGCUCUGCGCAAUCCUCCACAUACUGCAAUUUUCCCUCGCUCCUACAGUUAUCUGAACUGGAAUGACAAUUCACUGGGUCCUGGUGGAGACCUUCGCAUGUAUCUGCAGAAUCUAGCUGCUGCAGAUGAUGUUGAGUGUUUUGUUCGUAAUAAUCCAUUUGGUCAACCCUUCAUCACCGAAUGUGAUCCCCAUUGGAAUUUCUAUGCUCAGAUUGCCGAUAAAGGGCACUCUCCCUUGACAUGUUGUGCUUGAACUCCCCUAUUCCUGGGAGUCCAGUAGUGAUACAUGGUCAGGGAUCAAGUUCUUAAACUUGUAUGUUGUGGUCUUCUUUGAGGAGUGCCAGUUUGCUUGUAUCCCUGUAUUGAGGAUUACAGAGUUUUUUGUUGUACCAGUUUAACUGUAGCCUGUAGGCUCUAUGAAAUGUACCAAAUGAAUGAAUGGUGUGGCAGAGUUUAUUGUCUCGAACUGCUUGCAAUGUUUAUUCACUUGUCUUCCA
This is a messenger RNA of Setaria italica (foxtail millet), 2372 nucleotides long. RefSeq lists its product as uncharacterized. The record is from RefSeq and is a predicted model, not a curated record. The coding region runs from base 239 to 2128 and encodes 629 amino acids. The transcript is spliced from 7 exons. NCBI's taxonomy places the organism in Eukaryota, Viridiplantae, Streptophyta, Magnoliopsida, Poales, Poaceae. Gene Ontology annotation, molecular function: phosphoprotein phosphatase activity.